AUGUGGCUCCGCUUUGCACCUGAAGGGCUGACGGAGCUUCUCGAAUACAUCAAAAACACUUAUAAUACUCCUGUUCUCAUAACAGAAAGCGGAUGUGCCGACAUAUUGGGAGAAAAGAGUGAAGGCGUCGAUCCUCUCAACGACGAACAUAGAAUUCGUUAUAUUAAGGGACACAUCGAGGCAGUCAGAGGAAGGUAA
Cooperia oncophora is the source of this 198-nucleotide messenger RNA. NCBI's taxonomy places the organism in Eukaryota, Metazoa, Nematoda, Chromadorea, Rhabditida, Trichostrongylidae. The record is from the annotation of a GenBank genome assembly.